Messenger RNA from Olea europaea var. sylvestris, 1462 nucleotides. Its product is annotated as protein RIK-like. Gene Ontology annotation, cellular component: nucleus. The coding region runs from base 1 to 1134 and encodes 377 amino acids. The transcript has 7 exons. Lineage: Eukaryota; Viridiplantae; Streptophyta; Magnoliopsida; Lamiales; Oleaceae. The record is from RefSeq and is a predicted model, not a curated record. Gene Ontology annotation, molecular function: RNA binding.
AUGACGAGACUACUUUAUAUAAUAGAAUCGUCAGAUUUAACUCUCUCUAUAAGAGGCCAAACUUGUUGCAGGAAGGAAAAUGUUCCGUUGGACCAUUAUAUAAACCAUAUAAUGAGUGAAACAGGAACCACUGUCUUACUAAGAGGACAUGGUUCUGGGAAUUCUGAAAACGCACUGGACGAAGGUACAAUGUGGUUAUUAGCUAUUAGCUGUUACUGGAUUUACAUAAAUAUGUUUAUAUCAUACCCCAAGCUAUUUCUUACUCCACAGGAUGACUUAUGGCCUCUUGCAUCUCUGUAUUUACAGGUCUUCUUCAUUCCAAAAUCUGGGAAUGAGUCAAUUCUUAAAGAACGGGGUGCUUCCAGUUUGACUUCUUCAGUUGACGCAACUGAUGAUGCUUCUCAUGGAGCAGAAUUGAAAUCUAUGUGGUUGUCAAAUCGAGGAAUGCCUCAGGCAAGCAUUGUUUGCCAUCCUUGCACUUCAUUGAUUGGUGGAACAAGCUUUAUUGGUUAUGAAGGGAUAUAUCCCCAAGCCAAGCCUUUGCAACAAGUUGCCUUAGCCCUUAGACAGUCAACUUCUCCUGUUACUGCUGCAGUUGGUCCAACAACAUCUGCAAAUGCAAAAUUAACUAAAAAGGUGGGCCCCUCUGAGGAGAAGUGUCCCCCUCGGAGACGGAAGUUUCAGGAACUAUCCAUUGCUUCAAAAGGGCCAGCAAAUUCCCACCAGAAUAAAUUACAGGGAUCAGAAUUUCAAAUGCCACGUGAACUAACAUCACAUGUAGGUGCAAAAGACGUGCCAAUUAUGCCAGCUCCAAGGAAGCUGAUCCGGCCGUCCCCUGAUGUAAUUUCACCACCCCCUUCUAAGAGUAUGCCACCACCACCUCCUCCCAAGAGUAUGCCGCCUCCACCACCACUCAAGAGCUUGCUUCCACCGCCGCUUCCGCCGAAGCUCAGUUCAACUCCCAAAGUUCAUGAGACCAACAGCAAGCUGCAUAACUCAAAACCUGAACCCAGCCCUGAUACUUUAAUCAAGCUUAUGGAAUAUGGAGAUGAUGACGAUGACGAUCUCGAGGAAAACAUUGAGAAACCUUUUAAAAGCCUUUCAAGUGCACCGAAACCUUUCUGGGUUGUCUAAAAUAUGACUCGCAUGAGACCUUUGUAAAAGUACAUGUUCUUCGUCUUGAGCUUUGACGGCUGGAAAUAUAAUAUUUGGAAAAGGAUAAUUUAUCCAUUGCUGCUCUCCUUCAAUUGAGGUAGUUAAUUUUUACCUCUAUUGGUAUUUGGCUGCUGCUAGGACAGGGAGGAUAUGUUACAUUUUGUACGUAUAUGAUGCAACAGAAAGAAGACCUGUAACAUGAUGCGUGUUAUACACUUGACACAUAAUUUUUCGUUUAAGUACUAACACAGUCCAUCAUUGACAAGUAGAUUAAAUUCUUUAAAAUUCUUUAUUUAUAUAACAUAAA